CAGUUCAGUAGGUAGCUGUUGUCCACAUUAACAAGGCACUAUUUUGGAAGCACUUUGACAACUUGUCGCUGCUCGAUGUCAUUCGGUUCGCCCGUUUUCAACGAGACGUCUGAGGUGUUCCGUUAAGCUAUAAACCAGCACAGAACCAACCUACAAACUUUAAACAGCAACUCUGGCUUCAUUUGAAAAUUAGCUCCAUUUUCAUAGUGUUUUCCUGUUUGGCAGCUUCAGGCAACUACAGACGUCAAAGUUUUUCUCCUCCUCUGGCUGACGCUUCCAAAAACACCGACAUUAGUAAAACCUCAACGUCGUUUAUUUGGCAUUUUGAUUUUUUUUUAUUAAUUUUUGUGCUAACGUUAGCCUACUUUUUAUAUUUCCUCCACACAAAGCUACAAUCAUCAAACAUUUUCCUGUCCGGGGAAGUUUUCUUUUCUUGUUUUACAAACAAACUAAAUAAUAUUGGAAGGACUUUUAAAUAUUUAAACGAUUGUUUCACUCGAAUCGGUUUUAAAGGAGUGUUUAGCAGACCAGAAGUGUUAGCCAUCAGUAGCUAGCUUCCACCAAGCCCUUUAAAUCAUCAUCUGAGUGCUCAGCAGGGAAGACAGCAGUUUUUAACUGAUUGGUGCUUUACGCUGUUGGACCUUUAACUUUUAAAUAUACCAGAGUUAAACAGCUAUUGUGACUCCAAAGGACUCAGCUUCGUCUUUUUUAAGUAAAAGCUGCGAGCAAAGCCAAAGCAGAUCGUUGAAGGAGAAUCUGGGGAAGGACCUGAGGCAGGUUGGAUACACCUACGGAAUCCCUGUUCGGAUUGUUUUAAUAUUCCUGUUAUUGUUGAAGAUGGCGGCGAUUGGAAUGGUGCAGAUGUUGAUCGAAGCAGCUGAAUACCUCGAUCGCAGAGAAAGAGAAGCUGAACAUGGCUAUGCCUCCAUGCCGCCCUUCAUCAGCAGUCGGGAGAGGGAAAGCUUGAAAAGGAAAAACAAGAGCAAGAAAAACAUAAGUAGCAGGUCUACACACAAUGAGAUGGAAAAGAACAGACGGGCACAUCUACGGCUGUGCUUGGAGCGCUUGAAAUCUCUCGUUCCUUUGGGACCAGAUGCCAACAGGCACACCACCCUCAGCCUGCUGAUGAAGGCCAAAGAACAUAUAAAGCGGUUAGAGGAGAGUGACAGGAAAGCUCAGCACACUUUGGAACAGCUACAGCGGGAACGGAGACACCUGAGGCGGCGCCUGGAGCAGCUGGGAGUGGAGAGGACCCGCAUGGACAGCACCGGUUCUACCCGGUCCUCAGACAAGUCUGACUCUGACCAGGAGGACCUGGAUGUGGAUGUGGAGGGGACGGACUACCUGCUGGGUGACCUGGAGUGGAGCACCAGCAGUGUGAGUGACUCAGGGGACGAGCGAGGCAGCCUGCGCAGCAGCUGCAGCGAUGAGGGCUACUCUAGCGCCAGCCUGCAGCGCCUGCAGGACACUCAGGAGACGGCCAAGCAGCUGGGCUGCAGCCUAUAAACAGCCUGGAUCAGCGAGCCAAUGGCCACCUCCCCUCAGUCAAUAACCCGCCUUCUACCUGCUCAACCCCCCCCACUUCACCUCCUCAUCCCCCCGUAAGGACUGACCAAGCCUCUUCUGCAGUAAAGUCUGACUUGCAUUCAGACUGUAACGGCUCUGAGACUCCCACGCACAUCCAGCUCUUCAUCAGCGGUCAGUCUUAAGGGCGUCGCCCGCUCCACUCCGUGCCAAUCAAACGAGCGGGUUUCUUAAGAUGCCCCGCCCCUGUUAUCCUUCUGUCCUCCAAAAA
Messenger RNA from Cyprinodon tularosa, 1795 nucleotides. It is a transcript of the gene mxd1, whose product is annotated as MAX dimerization protein 1. The transcript has 6 exons. Gene Ontology annotation, molecular function: protein dimerization activity; DNA-binding transcription factor activity, RNA polymerase II-specific; RNA polymerase II cis-regulatory region sequence-specific DNA binding. Gene Ontology annotation, biological process: regulation of transcription by RNA polymerase II. The coding region runs from base 838 to 1506 and encodes 222 amino acids. Lineage: Eukaryota; Metazoa; Chordata; Actinopteri; Cyprinodontiformes; Cyprinodontidae. The record is from RefSeq and is a predicted model, not a curated record.